AUGGCAGGUUAUCCCUAUGGGCAGGCCCUCUCAGGAACUGGCGACCAAGCAUCGGGAGGGCAAUAUGGCAGCGGGGUUCCCCCCGGUGGCGGUUAUGGAGGAGGUCCAGCCCCUGGAGCGCCUUACGGAUACCCUAACCCUGGGGGCUUCCCUUCUGGAGCUCCAGGAGGACCCUAUGGUGGUGCAGCCCCAGGGGGCCCCUAUGGUCAGCCACCUCCAAAUUCCUACGGUGGCCCACCUCCUGGGCCUUAUGGACAGGGACCUCCUCCGGGCGGCGCCCCUCCCAAUGUGGAUCCUGAGGCGUACUCCUGGUUCCAGUCAGUGGACUCCGAUCACAGUGGCUACAUCUCCGUCAAGGAGCUGAAGCAGGCGCUGGUCAACUCCAACUGGUCCACGUUCAAUGACGAGACAUGCCUCAUGAUGAUAAAUAUGUUCGAUAAGACCAAGGCAGGCCGCAUCGACGUCCACGGCUUCUCAGCGCUGUGGAAGUUCAUUCAGCAGUGGAAGAACCUCUUCCAGCAGUUCGACCGAGACCACUCGGGCUCCAUCAGCUACACAGAGCUGCAGCAAGCUCUGUCCCAGAUGGGCUACAACCUGAGCCCCCAGUUCAGCCAGCUCCUGGUCUCCCGCUACUGCCCGCGCUCCGCCAGCCCCGCCAUGCAGCUGGACCGCUUCAUCCAGGUGUGCACGCAGCUGCAGGUGCUCACCGAGGCCUUCCGGGAGAAGGACACGGCCAUGCAGGGCAACGUCCGGCUCAGCUUCGAGGACUUCGUCACCAUGACAGCUUCUAGGAUGCUCUGA
This is a messenger RNA of Pipistrellus nathusii (Nathusius's pipistrelle), 801 nucleotides long. Lineage: Eukaryota; Metazoa; Chordata; Mammalia; Chiroptera; Vespertilionidae. The record is from the annotation of a GenBank genome assembly.